UGCUCUUAGAAGGCGGCCGCUGAUUGGUCGGCCCGGCCGUCGCUCCUCGCUGCACCUGACGCUUCCUGAAGUCUGGCUCAAUGUGUCGGAACUGCCAUGUUCCUGGUGGAGAAUUAAAUGUCGGAAGGGGGAGAGGCCGAGCGGAGCCCAGUGACAGAAGCCGUCCUAUAGAUGUUCAGAGGAUCGUAAUGUCCCACGUUUUGUGAAGCAGAUUUGAUAUUUCAAGCAAAAAACAGCAAUAUGGGUCAGCAAGGAUUGUCACAGGCCGUCAACAGCUGAGGCUGAGCUAAUCUCCCAGCAUCCCGAGGGGGAGUAUGUAUAAGAGAAAUGGCCUUAUGGCCAGCGUGACGGUCACCUCCGCCACUCCUGAGGGGAGUAGCAGCUCGGACUCUCUGGAUGGGCAUAGUUCGGACUAUGCCAAUAAGAGCUAUGAUGCUGUGGUGUUCGAUGUGUUGAAAGUGACUCCUGAGGAGUUUGCAAGCCAGAUCACCUUGAUGGAUGCUCCAGUAUUUAAAGCAAUUCUGCCAGAGGAGCUGGCCAGCUGCGGCUGGAACAAAAAGGAAAAACACAGCCUAGCUCCAAAUGUUGUCGCCUUUACAAGACGGUUUAACCAGGUCAGUUUCUGGGUUGUCCGGGAAAUCCUAACAACACAGACUCUAAAAAUUAGAGCUGAAAUACUGAGCCAUUUUAUCAAGAUAGCCAAGAAACUUCUGGAUUUGAACAAUCUCCACUCUCUGAUGUCGGUGGUGUCAGCGCUGCAGAGUGCGCCCAUCUUCAGACUGAGCAAGACCUGGGCUCUGCUGAAUCGCAAGGACAAGACCACGUUUGAUAAACUGGAUUACCUGCUUUCGAAGGAGGACAACUACAAGCGCACAAGAGAGUACAUUCGUAGUUUGAAGAUGGUCCCAUCAAUCCCCUAUCUAGGUAUUUACCUCCUGGAUAUCAUCUAUGUAGACUCUGCAUACCCAGCAUCAGGCAGCAUUAUGGAGAAUGAGCAGCGCUCCAACCAGAUGAACAACAUCCUGAGGAUCAUUGCUGACCUGCAAGUUUACUGUAUUUAUGAUCACCUUGCAACAUUACCCCACGUGCAGAAGUAUUUGAAGUCUGUCCGGUACAUUGAAGAACUGCAGAAGUUUGUGGAAGACGACAAUUAUAAGCUUUCAUUAAGGAUCGAACCUGGAAACAGUUCUCCUCGUCUGGUCUCCUCGAAGGAAGAUCUUGCAGGAUUUGACAUAAAGAAUCUGCACCGCAGAUCUGCAGCAUCUACAUUUAUUGCAGUUGGUCCCUCUUCCACACCACAACCCCUAGAAAAACAAGCACCAAACCCAGUAGUUCCAGGAUAUGGUCCCUCGGAGAUGACCGCUACAAUGAGGUACAGCAGACGACCCACGUGCCCGGAUGCGUCAGUGGCCACUCAUCUCCCAACUCCACCCGUCUCCAGACAUAGGAAGAGCCGCAGCUUAGGAAACAACGUGAUGUGUCAGUUCAGUGUUGUUGAAAGUAAGAGUGCCACAUUUCCAUCAGAGAAACAGCGCCACCUGCUGGAUGACAGUGUCCUAGAGUCCCAGAGCCCCGCAAAGAACAAUACUCAGACGUCAGUGUUUACCAAUGGGAUAUCGCUAGGGAGCAGUGAAAGUUCAGAGUUUAGUGAGGAGGUGUCUUCUGUCCUUGACAGGGGUCGUAUGUAUGCCACGCUGGGUCCCAACUGGAGGGUCCCGGUACGGAACUCUCCCAGGAGUCGAAGCUGUGUGUACAGCUCCACGCGCUCUGAACGUACCAGCGCCUGGAUACAGACCGGAGUGGCCAGGAGCCGGCCAUCGGGUGCGUUCAGCUGCAUUCUGGGAAGUUCAUCUGGAGUCAUUUCUAUGGAGGGACCCCUCAGAAGGAAAACUUUACUUAAAGAAGGGAAAAAACCCACGCUCUCCUCAUGGACGCGGUAUUGGGUGACACUCACAGGAUCAACACUUCUCUACUUUGGGGCCAAGUCUUUAAGAGGAGUUGAAAGAAAAAAUUACAAGUCUACACCUAGUAAGAAAGUGUCUAUAUUAGGAUGGAUGGUGGUUCUACCUGAUGACCCCGAACACCCCAAUAUAUUCCAGCUCAACAACCCUGAUAAAGGAAAUGUUUACAAAUUCCAGACCGGCUCCCGUUUCCAUGCAAUUUUAUGGCACAAACACUUGGACGACGCAUGUAAAAGCAACAGGCCGCCGGUGAGUGACACGGAGCAGCUGGCCCCCACCAAUCUAAUGUCUUUUGAAUGAAGUCACCAGUCAGCAACAUAAAUAAAAAGUGCCAAACCAAGACAGUCCUCCCCCCGAAGACCCUACAAGCCACAAGUUUUACAAAAGAGGAGAAGCAGCGCAUACUUUACUCUACUCAAAACUGGAAAACGAAGACAUUGUCCGCGGAGCCAAGAUGGAGUCUUGCACAUAGAAGGCUAAAUUUAAAACAUUAGUCACCAACUUAUCUUGUGCUCUCGGAGAGCCAUGGACGGACCUCGGACUACAGGCUGCCAUCUUAUUAUUAUUAUUUUUUUUUGCCUACUGGUUUUUUAACACUAAUUUUUAACCUGACACACUGCUGUGUGUGCCGGACAUAGACGCAUCAAUAUUAACCCAUGUUGGGUUUUAAACUGUUUCUCAUGACAAAAACAAAACAAAAAUAACUAAUCUUCAGUGUUACCUAUUACAACUUGUCUGACAGAAAGGUAGUGAACAACAGUUUUAUAACUCUAGGGCGCUGACUGCUCAUCCAAUCACUCGACCAAUCGCUGUGGCCAGCUCGCACUUUUAUAGAAAAGAGAAGGGAACAAACCCCCCCCCC
Molecule: messenger RNA, 2823 nt
Organism: Hyla sarda
Lineage: Eukaryota; Metazoa; Chordata; Amphibia; Anura; Hylidae
Gene: RALGPS1
Product: Ral GEF with PH domain and SH3 binding motif 1
Exons: 23
Coding region: 315-2261 (648 amino acids)
Biological process (GO): Ras protein signal transduction; positive regulation of GTPase activity
Cellular component (GO): plasma membrane
Molecular function (GO): guanyl-nucleotide exchange factor activity
Source: RefSeq, a predicted model, not a curated record